This is a messenger RNA of Oreochromis aureus, 603 nucleotides long. Its product is annotated as nuclear body protein SP140-like protein. The record is from RefSeq and is a predicted model, not a curated record. Gene Ontology annotation, molecular function: RNA polymerase II cis-regulatory region sequence-specific DNA binding; DNA-binding transcription activator activity, RNA polymerase II-specific. Gene Ontology annotation, biological process: positive regulation of transcription by RNA polymerase II. The transcript is spliced from 7 exons. Bases 97 to 603 code for a protein of 168 amino acids. Lineage: Eukaryota; Metazoa; Chordata; Actinopteri; Cichliformes; Cichlidae.
GUAACUGAAAAGUAAAGUUUUACUUUCCUGUGUGGGACAUCAUCUGCUGUCUAGUCGGCAACAGAGGAAGAGUAUAUUUUCAGUUUUGAAAAAUAAAUGGAGAGGAAAAGAUCUGCGGAAGGGGAAGACCAAGAAGGCUGUGGAUUAAGGAAAAGAUGGAAGGCUGAAUAUAAUGAACCUUCUGAUGAUGAAGACGAGAAGGAGGAGGAGGAUCAAAAAACUUGGAGGACAGAAGGAAAACAGCUUUUGCCUGUAAUCUGUGGAACCACAGAGGGCAUCCUUGAUUGUGAGAAGCUGGAACAAGGUAAGGCGUGUAUUGUGUAUGAAGGCAAAUGGUGUAAGCCCUCUAGGUUUGAGAAACUUGCAGGGAAAAGAUUGUGUAAAAAAUGGAAAGCAACUAUUUUCUAUGAUGAUCAACCUCUGGAGUAUUGGAUUAAGAAACGUUACCUAAAAACUAAGGGAUACAGAAAAGGAAGAUCCAAGACUAGAACGGAAAUACAAUCAUCCAACUCUGAAGAAACUGAAGAUGAUAAUGCUGAAGAGAGGACAACAAAACAUACAAUUUCAACAGCAAUGAAACAUCUAUUCAGGGGAAAGAACUAA